Botrytis cinerea B05.10 is the source of this 3658-nucleotide messenger RNA. RefSeq names its product Bccet1 (gene Bccet1). Gene Ontology annotation, biological process: polynucleotide 5' dephosphorylation; 7-methylguanosine mRNA capping. NCBI's taxonomy places the organism in Eukaryota, Fungi, Ascomycota, Leotiomycetes, Helotiales, Sclerotiniaceae. Gene Ontology annotation, cellular component: mRNA capping enzyme complex. The transcript is spliced from 3 exons. Gene Ontology annotation, molecular function: polynucleotide 5'-phosphatase activity. The record is from RefSeq and is a predicted model, not a curated record. Bases 691 to 3099 code for a protein of 802 amino acids.
GCCCUCCCUCCCUCCCUCCCUACCACCUAUGCUCUAUCGAUGUACAUACACAGCUCGCUCCAUCAUAUGUAAAUUUUCAAAGACCACACACAAAGACCACACACAAACCACACACAAACCACAACCGCAUACCACAACCACCAACUAAUCAUUAUUAUCAUCGUUAUUAUUUGUCGUGCUUCAAAACUCCAACCCCCUAUUCAUCAUCCCAAAACAAUCAAUUAUUUAUCGCAAAGAUCACAACCCCAAAUAAAUCCCUUCCACAAUGUACCCAAUAUCUACUGUAAACUUUAUAAUCCUUUAAAUUUCCAAUUCGGGCCCAUCUUGUCAAGAUCCCGCCAAUCUUCCCAUUCUUGUUUGCGUAGGUAGUUAGUUCUAAACUUUUUUAUCCUGAGACGCUUUCUUUGUUCGAAUGUGUUUGCGCCUGCCUCUGCCUAUCCUAUCCUUUGCGCCAACCUCAUUAUCCCAUACAUUCGAGAACGAGAUCAAUCCAGCGAGACGCCAAAACUCAUCAUCGUCAACAAAUGAACCACCGGCGGAAGAUUUGAAAGAGAUAUCGAGAGUGCAGCUCGUGGGGUCAGUAAGGGUGUAUAUGGUGGUGGUGGUGCUGCUGCUACUCCUGCUGCUACUCCUGCUCCUGCUCCUGCUCCUGCUCCCGCUCCUCUCUCCACUGGACAACGAGUCGCAAAUAUGGACCUUCGUUCAAUCAUCAAUACGGAAAAUGGCGAAGGGGCUCGAUCGAAACAGAAUGCGCCGGCACCAGUUACUCCAAUUCAAACGGGUCCCCCAUCAGGACAGGGACAGCAAAUCUACAGGAAUUACAGUCAUUCGUCGCAAGUCUCGCCAGGUCCGGGCAAACAUGGCUCACAAUCACAAGAGUACGGUUCACAGAAUGGUGGGCCUUAUGCAUCGCCAACUACCUAUCAAUCAACUCAUCUAAAUCGACCGCCUCCUCCUACUCCCAUUCAAGCUCCUCCUCCGAAUGACCUUCGUUCUCCAACAGAUUCUUAUUCGGCGCCCUCGCCUUAUCGGCAUACUCCUACUUCAUCAAUAAGCAUUGUCGGGAGUGGACAAUACCCGUUCCCGCAAAGUCUUCAAAAUCCACAAAGUCCUGCUCAACGUCAUCAGUAUCCUCCUCCAACUUUUCACCACUCGCAAAGAGAAAGUUACUCGCAGUCUAAUCCCGCUCCUCAUUUACAACAACAAUAUAAUUCACAGAUCCAACCAUCGCCAGUUCCACAAACACCUCCGAUUGGAAUACCAGGGGCUAAUAAUCACUAUUUUCAACAUCAAAGAUCACAAUCUUCACUUUCGAAUUCUACACCCACGUCAGCGCACAGUCAGCAGCAGCAGUAUCAAAAUCAAUUCACUCAAGAUAGUCCCAUACACACGAAUCAAUUGCCACCAAAUCAAUUUCCGAUUCAGUAUCAACGGCAACAAUCUCAACAUUCUCAGCACUCUCAGCCCGGAACACCUUUAGGUCCUCCUUUAGGUCCUCCUUUAGGUCCUCCUUUACAAACACAACGCCAAUCAUCCGGCGCAUUCACACAACCUACUAGUCCUUAUCAGCAACGAGCAGUACCCGCGAAUCCGUUCAACCGUACUCAAUACAAUCAAACCUCUCCUGCGCCAGCGAACGCUUCGAUUCCACCUCGAAUGCCAACUACUCCACAGAGUUCUUACGACUCUCAAAGAACCUCAACAAGCUCCUCGCAACAGAGAUCUUUGAUCGAACGGGAAAGAAGUCUCAGUGUCAGUCCCAAAACGCGUUUACCUAGUCAGACAAGGGGAAAUUCAAUGGUCCAACAGCAGCCGGAAGAAUUCAAUCAUUCUACAAAACGUAAAUUGGAAGAUCGGGAAAUGUCUUUCGAAGCACCUCAACGAAUUGAGCAAUAUGAAAUGAAACCACAAAUCAAUGGCGAUCAUCGAUCUAGCUCUACCGCUGCUCCUUCUCCUCAGCAAGCACCGCCCAGAAAGAAGAUUCGUUAUACUGAACCACCAAUAUGGGCCCGGAGUGCCAAGGGAGUAAAGGGUCUAGGCCGUAAGAACAUCAACGGAAGACAGCACACUCCUCAGCCAUCCGCCCAGGGUCUACCAGCUACACUAAUUAAGCAAGAAAGUAAUGGCAUGCGUCAGGCAUCACCAGCAGUUCCUCGACCUGUCACAGGGAAUGAUUAUGAUUGGGAUGGUCCUCUCGGUCCUUGGGAGCCGAGCAUAUCUGGCACAAAACCUCCUGCGGAGAUAACGAGACUAGUGGCAGACUUUCUUUACAUGCACGUUGUUAGUCGAGAAGAUACCGGAGAGUUAGCCAGUCAUGGUGUGGAAAUUGAAAUUGAAGCAAAGCUCGGGCAACUUGUCAGUAAGGAGACCAACGUGAGAUUGAGUCUGCCAGUUCGAUCGGAAACAGUACUUUUGGAUAAUCAAUUUGUUGCAUUCAAAAGUACAAUGACAGAGGCCCAGCAUAGAGGAUUGAACGAAUUCUUGAAUAAAAAAGUUCAGGAAUGCAUGCCAGCUAAUAAUAGUCAGUCGAAACGACGUGUUAAGAUUGAUUACUUACAUCGACGUGAGACGGAUAAAUUUUAUGAGCUUCCUUCUGCAAUGCAUAGCACUCUACCUCCUGCUCUACGGGCCUUACUUAAUCCACGUUACUCUGUCAAAGUUCGUGUUACACAUGAUCAGAAGACUGGUGAACCUCUGGCCAAGAUUAUCAAAGCUCGAGUAGCAGAUCUGGAUCUCUACUUCCCUAGUCAAGCACUCGAUUGUCGAAUUAGUAUAAACUUUGAAAUGAAGUUUGAUGGGAAUGUAGAAGAACUUAUUGCUUCAAGUGAUGGAGCUCAAAGACCGGAUCGCAACAAGGAUCGUUUGAGUUAUAGACAAUCGCAUUAUCAAGUGGACCUCACUCAAGUUACACAAAACUUGGUAUCAAAUGGUGUAUCUCGAACUGAAAAAGAACAUGAGCUUGAAAUCGAACUCUCAGCAGCAGCUGUUACUGAUCAAGGUACUAAAGCUAGAAACGGCGAACCAAAUGAUUAUUUCAAGCUGGUGGAUGGUUUCAUAGAUAAUGUUCGAUUAUUGGCCAGAACAGCUAUACCAAUUUAGACAGUUCUGGUGAGACUCGUUCUUCGGACCACAUGAGAUCAAACACCCUAUUUUGUUUAUGGUGCUUUACUUUUACAUCAUGGCGUUUGGGAUUGGGGAAAAAAUCAAAUGGGACACAUAAUGGGUAUGUGGAAAAGAACGCAAUGAUAUUUUGGUGGUAAUUUCUUUUUUUCAACGAAAGGCAAGAGUAGUCUCCAGAUUUAUUUCUUGCCAAUAUUCUAGCUGCAUUUCGGAACAUCAUUGGCUGGUUGCACAUGGAAGGAAAUAGUAAUUUGGUUUUGAAGAAAUGGAGGCUUUCUAUGUUGUCAUUAUUAUUCUUGUUAGGAUGGAUUGGGAGGAAUUGGGAGAGACUGAUCUGGGGAUGAUGACUUCUGAUGAUGGGAUGUGUAGAUGAACAAAAGGGGUGAAAGGCAGGAAGGAGACUUGCUAUGCUUGAUUGAUAGCUAGCACGAUGAUAUGAUCGCUAGUUUGAUCCAAUACUAUGCCAUGCAUACCUAGGUAGGUGUGUAUAUAUGGUUUGUAGAUUUUAAAUGUAAUAAUGUAUGUUAUGUAUUUGACA